GUCCCGGCGAAGUUUGAGGUUACUGACAAACGGUUAUUACCGUGACGACGGUGAAAUGAAUGAGAGCAGCAGCUCUCACCAUCUGUCUUACCAAGAGAGCCCUGUCAGGGUGUUUAAGAGGAGGACCGGCUCUCGGAGGCAGACUCUGUCCUGUAACGGGUCACAGGGGACCACUCCUUCCCUCUCCCGUACCGUGUCUCAGACAGCAGCAUCCUGCAUCUCCUUCAGCUCAGAGUCUUUGAGAGGUGUGGCCUCUGCCUUGAAGGCAGCCGCUCAGAGACAGAACCAGUACGUUAGCCCCACCUCCCGCAGCUGCAGCUCUGGGCGCUCCCUGCUGGACCAGUCGUGCCUGACCUCUGGAUACUCGUCCUCAGAGGAGUGUGAGGCUGUCCUGCCCCCCCCCUGGAGAAAGAGGAGCAGGCAUCUGAGCAGGACCCAGUGCACCAGUUCUUCUAGGAUGUUCUGUGGUGAUGCUCAGUCUGUGGACACAAGUUUCAUACAAGUGCUGUUUGCCAGUCUCGCCCUGCUCUGCUGCAACCUCUUUGGCCUCCUCAGGGAUGUGCUGCUUCUCUGCAGUUGUACCCAGCUCUUGAGGAAGCCUGCACUGACUGUUUUGACUUUGACCCUUAUUGCUACUGGUUUCUGGUUUUGGUACCCUGCUCUCACCUCUCUCCUGAAUGUUACUGAACCUGCCUGGUCUGGAUACAGCACAUCUACCCUCGCCAUAAACACGGACCCAAGGAUUGUGACAGAUUUCAACGUGUUCCGCAAGGAAGUCCUGGACCGUAUCAACCAAGGAGAGGCCAGAUGGAAGGACAGCUGGACUCGAGAACUGGAUGAUGUUAAGCGAGAGAUCAGCCUUCUGCAGAAGGAUGGAGAGAGACACAGGCACAUGUCUGAGAUUCUGAAUGCAGAAAUCACUCAUUUUAAGGAUGUGGCAAAAACCAACGACCUUGACAAACAGGCUUGGGUGACCAAAAAGGUCACUGAACUCAAAGACAGCGUGUCGUACCUCAGAACUGUUCAGCACAACCUGGAACAACGAAUGGAUGCCCAAGAAUACACCAAUGCUCAGCUGAAGGAGGAGCUCACUGAUUGGCUGAAGAGAGAGCUCCGGGCGGGACUUGGUCAGGAUACAGGAAGUGUUGUUCUUCACCCUGAGCUGCGGGAGCUGGAGGCUCUGGAGAAGAGGCUGCUCCACCAUCUGGCUGAAGUAGCACACAAGGAACGCUCUGACAUGUGGAGGACUGUGGGAGAGAGCCUGCAGAAGGAAGGACUUGGUGCCAUCACGGUCAAGGAUGUCCAUGAGAUUGUUCAGAGGGCAUUGAGCCUCUAUAAAGCAGAUGGAACUGGCAUGGCUGACUACGCUCUGGAAUCUUUAGGUGCUACUGUGAUCGAGUCCCGUUGCACAGAAACAUACCGCACCAGGUCUCGGUGUUACAGUCUGUUUGGGGUCCCACUGUGGUAUGCCUCAGAGAGUCCACGCACUGUUAUACAGCCUGAGAUGUAUCCUGGGAAGUGCUGGGCGUUUAAAGGUAGUGAGGGGUUCCUCACCAUCGCCCUGUCCCUCCCUGUGCGCGUCACACAUGUCACCUUGGAGCACAUCCCUAAGAGCCUCUCCCCCACCGGCCGCAUCGACAGCGCCCCACAAGAGUUCGCCGUUUACGGCCUGAGUGGCUUUGAUGAGCAGGAGGAAGGGAAGUUCCUGGGUAGAUUCACGUAUGACUCUGAUGGCGAGCCCAUCCAGACCUUUGAGCUGCCGGACUCUGUGAAGGAUGUGUAUGGUGCACUGCAGUUGAGGGUUCUCAGUAACUGGGGUAACCCUAAGUACUCCUGCAUCUACAGAUUCAGGGUCCACGGCCAGCCACUGUCUCACUGAGAGAGACACACAACCUCACACAACCUCAGCAAAUACUUUAUUUUCA
Molecule: messenger RNA, 1925 nt
Organism: Alosa alosa (allis shad)
Lineage: Eukaryota; Metazoa; Chordata; Actinopteri; Clupeiformes; Clupeidae
Product: SUN domain-containing protein 2-like
Biological process (GO): nuclear envelope organization
Cellular component (GO): nuclear envelope; meiotic nuclear membrane microtubule tethering complex
Molecular function (GO): protein-membrane adaptor activity
Source: RefSeq, a predicted model, not a curated record